Messenger RNA from Botrytis fragariae, 1239 nucleotides. Its product is annotated as putative 21s rrna (uridine -2 -o)-methyltransferase mrm2 protein. Gene Ontology annotation, molecular function: rRNA (uridine-2'-O-ribose)-methyltransferase activity. Bases 1 to 1239 code for a protein of 412 amino acids. The transcript is spliced from 5 exons. Gene Ontology annotation, cellular component: mitochondrion. The record is from RefSeq and is a predicted model, not a curated record. Gene Ontology annotation, biological process: RNA methylation. Lineage: Eukaryota; Fungi; Ascomycota; Leotiomycetes; Helotiales; Sclerotiniaceae.
AUGCUACCACCUCGACUGAACCCCACAUUCUUAACGUCUGGAUUUGGAUUCCUCCCUCGAUCUCACUCAUGUAUUCCCACGCUGCUGAAUCAUAAAGCGGGGUCGGCGAUCGCGCGGGGUAGAUUUUCGAGUUGUCGGAAUGGUAAUGGCAUCGGUAAUGUGCUAGGGAGAGACGUACAUGUACGCAACGCCUCAUCUUCGUCUUCGUCGACGAGAUGGAAAAGUCGUCAGGGAAAGGAUUCGUGGGCACGGGAGGCGAAGGUUAAGGGGUUGAAGAGUAGAGCGGCGUUUAAAUUGUUGGAGAUUGAUACGAAGUAUAAGAUUUUCAAAAGAGGACAGACGGUGGUGGAUUUGGGAUAUGCGCCGGGAAGUUGGUCUCAGGUACGUCUUCAUAUUCCCCCGGCCUCUUUCUCUACCUAUCUACACAUCUACAAAUCUACCUAUAUGUCUACCUAUCUACCUACCCACCUAUCCAUGCAUCCCACUCACCCUCCCCUCCACCAGGUAGCAUACUCGCGCACCCAACCCCACGGCCGCAUCCUCGGCAUCGACAUCAUCCCCGCGCAGCCUCCUCAAGGCGUCUCCACCAUCCAAGGAAACUUUCUCUCACGACGUGUCCAACAAUCCGUCAAGAAUUUCCUUCUCGAUCCCGACCGCGGUCGUCCGCGCAGACCUCUGUUCUCCUCUUCCGACGACGUCGAAAAUGACGAACACACCGACCAUCUCGAUAUCGCCGCCUCAGAACCAAGUUACAUAGAUCUAGAACGACACAUGGACGAUAAUGAUGCUGGGGAAAUCUCUUCCACCAGCGCAGCACCAGAACCGUCUCAGGAACCCGCAAAAGACACCACAAAAAUGGUUCACGUAGUACUAAGUGACAUGUGCGCCCCCUGGGAGCAAACCACCGGUUUUUGGAAGAGAAGUCUGAGUGACCCGUAUAAUAGGAUGAUGAACACGACCGGUAUCAAGUUUUCUGAUCAUGCGGGGAGUAUGGAUCUCUGCAACGCGGCUCUGCAAUUUGCCUUCGAUACGCUGAGACCUGGGGGUCAUUUUGUGUGUAAAUUUUAUCAGGGCGCGGAAGAUAAAGAGCUGGAGUUGAAGCUGAAGAAAAUGUUUGCUGUGGUGCAUAGAGAGAAGCCAGAAUCAUCGAGGAGCGAAUCCAAGGAAGCAUACUUUGUAGCUCUUAGGCGGAAUGGGUACAAUGACGCUGCAAGUUUAGGUUAUGUCAAUGAUGUGUAA